Messenger RNA from Penicillium chermesinum, 432 nucleotides. RefSeq lists its product as uncharacterized. The record is from RefSeq and is a predicted model, not a curated record. The coding region runs from base 1 to 432 and encodes 143 amino acids. The transcript has a single exon. NCBI's taxonomy places the organism in Eukaryota, Fungi, Ascomycota, Eurotiomycetes, Eurotiales, Aspergillaceae.
AUGAUGGCUUCCGAAACAGUCCUGAUCACAGCCGGUCCAUAUCAAUUCCUCGGUGUGCUUGAGUCCGCCGCGCCCAAAACCGUCCAGCUCUUCCGCAGCCUCCUGCCAUACAAACAGAAGAUUAUUCACGUCCGGUGGAGCGGAGAGGGGAUGUGGAUUCCCCUGGGGGAAACCAACUUCGGCGUACCUUUCGAAAAUCAUACGGCACAUCCGGCAGCAGGCCAGAUCCUAUUGUAUCCCGGGGGGUUUUCAGAGACCGAGUUUCUAUUCUGCUACGGAGGAGUUUCUUUUGCGAGCAAGAUGGGGCCAUUGGCCGCGAAUCACUUUUUGACUAUCACCGAGGGACGAGAGAACUUGCAUGCUCUGGGGGAGCUGGUACUAUGGUCUGGGGCGCAGGACGUAGCGUUUCAGAUGGCCGACGAAGCUACGUAG